AUGGAGGAGGCGCCGCUCCUGGGCCCCGACGACGCCAUGGUGGGGGAGCUGUUCGGCGCCGACGGCCCCUUCGCCGACGAGGCCGUGAAGCCGGAGGACGACGCCUUCCAGGUGUUCCCGGACCCCCUGCUGCAAGCCUUCAGCCCGCCACCGCCCCCCGACGCCCAGGGCCCGACGAAGGCCGAGCUGCUGGGGGGCGACGACGGCGCCCUGGGCGACUUCGCGGGCCUCCCGGAGCUGCACCCGCUGGAGGACCCCGCCGUGCCCGCCGCGACGCCCCUGCCGCCCGCCUACAACGUGCACUUCCUCUCGUCCCUGCUGGGCCCCCACCGAAGUCCGGCCGUGCUGCCCCUGGGCACCUGGCCACGCGACUCGGCCGCCGCGCCCCCCGCCGUGCGCAUGAUCCCCGUUGAAAUAAAAGAAGUAGGUGGUACUGUUGCAGGCAGUAGUUCAGAAGAAGCAACUUUCCAGAAUACUCUUGCUCAGGAACCCUGUUGCAAGUUCCCUUCAUCACAAGAAGCAGACAACAUCUCCAGCUGCUCUCAUCAGAAAGACUGUAACCCAAUGGUGAUAUGUCAAUUGAAAGAUGGUACACAAAUGUUGUGUAUUGACAAUUCUGGCGCAAGAGAACAAAAAGCACUUCAUUUGGUUCCUCAGUAUCAAGACCAAAAUAACUAUCUACAGUCAGAGGUCCCGAAACCAAUGACUACAUUAGUAGGAAGAUUUCUGCCCGUACCAGCGAAGUUAAAUCUCAUUAACCAACAACUUGAUAAUGGAGCUUUACCAUCUGUAUCCAAUGGUUCUGCUUUCCCUUCAGGAUCGACUCUUUCAGGACCCCCCAAAAUAACUUUGGCAGGGUACUGCGAUUGCUUUGCCAGCGGGGGCUUCUGCAACAACUGCAACUGCAAUAAUUGCUGCAACAAUUUACGGCAUGAACUCGAGCGGGUUAAGGCCAUUAAGGCGUGUCUGGACAGGAACCCGGAAGCUUUCCAGCCCAAGGUCGGGGAUGGGCAGCUGGGAGCUGUCAGGCCGCGGCAUAACAAAGGCUGUAAGUGCAAGAGGUCAGGCUGCCUGAAGAACUACUGUGAGUGCUUCGAGGCCCAAAUCAUGUGUUCUUCUAUUUGCAAAUGCAUUGGCUGCAAAAAUUAUGAAGAAAGCCCAGAACGAAAAGCUCUCAUGAACAUGGCAAACUGUCUGGGUGCUGGAGACUUUGAAGGCAGUCAGCAUUUCUCACCGAGCAAACUGUCAGUGUUCCCCAAAUUCAGGAAGGAGAGGUGCGUCGCCUCCUGCAUCUCCUGGGAAGUGGUGGAAGCCACCUGUGCCUGCCUGCUGGCUCAGGGCGAAGAGGCCGAGCGGGAGCACUGCUCCCAGGGCCUGGCUGAGCAGCGGGUCUUGGAGGAGUUUGGCAGGUGCCUCUCGCAGAUCCUCCGCAUUGACUUCGAAGCCAAAGGGCUGAAAAUGGAGUAG
Molecule: messenger RNA, 1467 nt
Organism: Suncus etruscus (white-toothed pygmy shrew)
Lineage: Eukaryota; Metazoa; Chordata; Mammalia; Eulipotyphla; Soricidae
Gene: TESMIN
Product: testis expressed metallothionein like protein
Exons: 9
Coding region: 1-1467 (488 amino acids)
Biological process (GO): regulation of DNA-templated transcription
Cellular component (GO): nucleus
Source: RefSeq, a predicted model, not a curated record